AUGGACGACACGGGACAUCAUUCCCAGCCAACUGGUUGGCGUACCUCCAAGGCGUGCCAAGAAUGUCGCAAGAGGAAGAUCAAAUGCAACGGCAUCAACCCGUGCAAGACCUGCCAACUUCGGAACACUCCUUGUGUCUAUCGGGACUGGAUUCGCCAUCGAAAGAAGAAACACCAGGAGAAAUCGGAAUCGGAGGAGUUUUCGCCCAAUGGGGCCACGCGGGCCGAGUAUGGGGUGCGCGCAUCCUCGCCUGGCUUUGUGCAGCCAUCGUCGUCGGCAGGCCGCCGCAACCCCAAUGUGAACUAUACCACCAACAGCGUUUCCGCCACCGACACCACGUCUUCCUCAUCGGAAAUCCAACUGUACUAUGGCUCGACUUCCCACUUCGCUCUUAUGCAUGAGAUCUACCGCGACCUGGUUUCGAACCCCGGCAAUUACUCUAAAGCGCCUCAGGCCGAGGUCGAGGAAGCCAGUGCAGGCAUUGAUAUGUUCAGUUUCCGUCGCAUUUUCUUCGGGACUCCGGUGGGGCCUCACGAUGCCCUCAAGAGCCUGAAUGCGACAGACGUACCCGUCAUGUUCCUGCCGUAUGAGCUAGCCAGACUGUUCCUCGAGCGCUUCCUGUCGACCUUGCUGCAUUUGGUCCCAUUUCGGUCGAAGGACUCGUAUCGACGGGAGCUGGAACAGUUAUAUCAUCGUGCUCCGGGAGCUAGCAGUGACACAUGGUCUCGUUGCAUGUUGCUGAUGGCUAUGGCGAUGGGGUCUCUGGGAACAGAGCAUUACAGCUGGGGCGAUGUUUUGUUUGAACGCGUUAAAACAACCGCAGCGCUGUCAGAUGAUGUUGUUAAUCUUCGGACGGUUCAGAUAUCAUUACUUAUGAUAAGUCUCACACAGCUGCUGAGAGGACGACCCCGGUCUCUUCUGCAGAGAGAUAUCGGUAUUGAACCUCCACGCGAUCCACUUCUGCGAGUUCUUUACGAUCUCACGAAAAUGAUGUCCCGCUCUGCGGAUGAGAUGUUCGGGAGACACCAUGACUCGUUGCUACAUCUGUGGAAGCUCGCACGUUCAAUAACCGAUGAUCAUCGCUCCUACGAUUCCAAGGUCCAAGAAACGCUAGGCUUUGGUCUUGAAAAAGGUCCACAACCAGGAGAAAUAGGUGUACGACAGGUGAUGUUGGUCACUCUUUGGCUAAACGACGCCUGCAACCAAGUGAUUGGCGCCGCUUACCGAACCAUUCAUUUCCUGUAUGAAGCUUCUUUUAUCAACAACCUGGUCAGGGAAUGUCGUUAUCAUGGAUAUUUCCUAUCCAGUGCAGCCUUCGCGCUCAUAUAUGACCUCAUGCAUGGUGAUGAACUCGCAUCGAGCCACCUCCGGUGGAUCCAUGCCACCCUUCAAUGCUUGUCCUCCAUGCGAGCCGGUGACCCCAUCGCAAGCAGCAUGUCUGCUAUCCAGACCGUUCUGAGGAAGCUGAAUCCGUCGUAUGAGUGGCAACCCCCGGCCACCGUGAAAGGAAAUGGCUACGGCUAUGAUUCCAACACGGUAAUGCAGCAGUCGCUGAACAAUGCAUCGAACAAUCCGGGCCCAUCCAUGUCCGAGCUCUUCUCCAACAACCUGGCCGUUGGAGGCGGCCUCCCCGCUCUGUCGAACAUGCAGGGAAGUUUCGUGCCCGGAAAUUUUCCCCCGCCGAGUGCGAGCGCCGGCAGUGGAGAAGAUCUCCUUGACCUGACCCUGUCGGACAUGGGCUGGGAUUUUGAUUUCUCGACCAUGGAUUUGGAGACGUUUUUCUCCAUCUACCCGAACAUGGACACGCCGACGGCGUGA
This is a messenger RNA of Aspergillus terreus NIH2624, 1818 nucleotides long. Its product is annotated as Zn(II)2Cys6 transcription factor. Gene Ontology annotation, molecular function: DNA-binding transcription factor activity, RNA polymerase II-specific; RNA polymerase II cis-regulatory region sequence-specific DNA binding; zinc ion binding. The record is from RefSeq and is a predicted model, not a curated record. Gene Ontology annotation, biological process: positive regulation of transcription from RNA polymerase II promoter by galactose. The transcript has 4 exons. Gene Ontology annotation, cellular component: nucleus. Lineage: Eukaryota; Fungi; Ascomycota; Eurotiomycetes; Eurotiales; Aspergillaceae. Bases 1 to 1818 code for a protein of 605 amino acids.